AUGGCCAUCCAAUUGCCGAUCGAAGCAUCCCGCGAGGCCUUCCUGCUGGCAGAGCGGCAAGACGAGAUGGCCACCUUCGAAGCGGGCCUGGGCGACAACGGCUCGCCGCUCGCCUGCAGGCGCGAUCAGUACCGCAGAAUCGCCAAGUACUACGCCGCUUGGCACGCCAGUGGACCUGAGCAGCGCAACCUCUUGGCCAACGCCGCAAGGCACUACGCGCUCUGCGAGGAGUACCCCACGGCUUUGAAGCUGUACUUGAAGGUGGGCGAGAAGGAAAUCGACAACGCCAUCGAGGUCGUGGGCAAAGCGCGAAGUGACGCGUUGACGCACACGCUGAUCGACUACCUGAUGGGCGAGCAGGAUAACGUGCCUAAGGAUGCCAACUAUGUCUACCGACUGCACAAAGCGCUGGGCAACUACAUGCAGGCCGCAGGCACGGCUCACAUCAUCGCCAAGCAAGAGCAGGAGAUGGGCAAUUACAAGCAGGCGCACCAAUUGCUCUUCCGUACCUACCAGGAUUUGAAGAGCCAAAAGCUGGCGCUGCCGCAGGAGUUGUGGAGACGUCUCAUGCUGCUCCACUCCUAUGUCAUUGUGAAGCGCCUGGUCAAGGCGGGCUCAGCUCAUGCCACGAGACUAAGGUUGGUCAGAGUGGCCAAGAACAUCCAGCAGUUCCCUGCCCAUGUGGUGCCCAUCCUUACCUCGGUGGUGAUCGAGUGCCAGCGCGCCAAGAUGCCGGGCGAGUCUUACCAGUACGCCUGCACCUUGAUGAAGCCAGAGUACCGGAAGGAUGUCUCGGAGCAGUACAAGAAGAAGAUUGAGAACAUCGUCCGCAAGCCGCCCCCCGAGGCGGAAUCCAGAGAUGCUCUGGAGGCGAGCCUGCCGUGCAUGUACUGCGGCUUCAACUUUGCGGAGUCUCAGCUGGAUUGCCUGGGGCCCAAGUCAGCCUGA
Effrenium voratum is the source of this 948-nucleotide messenger RNA. The record is from the annotation of a GenBank genome assembly. Lineage: Eukaryota; Dinophyceae; Suessiales; Symbiodiniaceae.